GUGACAAACAUUCCGCCGUCCCAAUCAGCGGCAUCCAGUGGAGGGACGGCCAAUCGGGAGCACUGGUGGGCGGUGCGGCCCGGCCAGUUCGAUUUGGCGGUUCGACUCCAACAUGGCUGAAGCUGGCCUCCCCACUGAAGCAGCGGCUGAGGGAAAGCCUGGCGGGCCGUCUCCGGAAUCCGUGCCAUCUGGCACUACCAUUUCCCGGGUGAAGCUCCUCGACACCAUGGUGGACACCUUUCUCCAGAAGCUGGCCGCCGCCGGGAGCUACCAGAGAUUCACUGAUUGUUACAAGCACUUCCACCAGCUGCAGCCUGAGAUGACCCAGCAGAUCUACGACAAGUUUGUCACUCAGUUGCAGGCAUCUAUCCGGGAGGAAAUCUCAGAAAUUAAAAAGGAGGGGAACCUAGAAACUGUCUUAAACUCCUUGGAUAAAAUUGUGGAAGACGGCAAAAACCGCAAGGAGCCCGCCUGGCGCCCCAGUGGGACCCCAGAGAAAGACCUGUGCAGCGUCCUGGCGCCCUACUUCCUACAGCAGCGGGAUACCCUCCGGCGCCAUGUGCAGAAGCAAGAGGCCAAGAACCAGGAGCUGGCGGCAGCCGUCCUGGCAGGGCGCAGACAAGUGGAGGAGCUGCAGCGGCAGGUGCAGGCCCGGCAGCAGGCCUGGCAGGCUCUGCACAGAGAACGCCAGGAACUGGCAGCGGUGCUGAAGGAGCCCGAGUGAGCGGCACGGCGGGCCCUGGAGUGGAGCAGAGGGCGGUCAAGGUCACGGCCCAUGGCCAGCGUGCUGGGUCCUAAUCCAGAGGACAGAUGAAACGGUGCCCGUCCCAGAACCAGCUGGAGCAAGGCAUACUACCUCUGCGCCACUGCGGCUCCCUCAGGGGUCAUUGCCACUCCAGAUGACUCCCCAUUGUCUUCUACCCUGGGAGUCAGAUGCUGGGCUUUCUCUCGGCUCAGUGCAGGCCAGCAUUGUCCCCUACACCCUCCUGCUUCCUGAACCCCACCUCCGGCCAGGAAUAUUUUCAAUCUCCACUGAUUGCCAUCUUGCUGGCCAGCCCAGGGGCACUUGCCAUGUUCUGCCCACAUCUGUAAAUAAACUUCCUCUGCUACACUGUAA
Molecule: messenger RNA, 1117 nt
Organism: Chinchilla lanigera (long-tailed chinchilla)
Lineage: Eukaryota; Metazoa; Chordata; Mammalia; Rodentia; Chinchillidae
Product: polyamine-modulated factor 1
Exons: 5
Coding region: 113-724 (203 amino acids)
Biological process (GO): chromosome segregation
Cellular component (GO): MIS12/MIND type complex
Source: RefSeq, a predicted model, not a curated record